AUGCUUAAUGAUUCAACUGAUAUUUAGACGUAAUCAAAAGACUAACAAAACUAAUAACCCUAAUAUCCUUAUUUUGUGUAUAACUUUCCACCUACUUCCAUGAUGGAUUAUAAUAACUCUCAAAUUCCAUAAUUAUAAAUUAGAAACUCAAGUAUAAUGUGAUUUUCUAUAAAGAUGACUCAAUUUUUAAAGAUAAUUUACAAAUCCCAGGAUUCCUUUAAGGCCUCUCUGUACCGAGCUUUUAAUUCAAUAAUUCCAAUUAAUUUUAUUUGAAUGAAUAGAAAUCUCCAUAUGUCCCUUCUAUGGCAAGUGCAUUAGCAUCUGUUUUUAAUGAACAACAAAUAUCAAGUUUGUAAAAUGAGAAUAAAAGAAAUCGAAUAAUAAUAGGUACUUAAACACUUUGCGAUAUAGAGAUGAUAUUUGUAUAAAGGUAUUUCGAUAUUAAAUCCCAAGUAAAUUGAUGUAAUAUUUUAGUUAUUUUGUCCUCCAAAUAUUAAAUACACCUUAAAUGAAGAGAGAUCCAUUUCGAAUUCAGCUUGGAUGAAGGAUCGAAUAAAAAAUAGAUAUAAAAAACCAGUAAUAUAUUUUUUAGAGUAUGUAGAUCAAGGAAUCUAUGUUUGAUUUAAUUAAUGUGUUGUCUACAGAUGAAGAAUAGAGCAAUAGAUAAUUUUAUGGAUAUCAUUAGUUUUAGUCUUAUGGAUUUGAUAAUUUAGAGAAGUAAGUGGCUAAAUCAGUAAAAUAAGAGAAACCUUUUACUGAAAUGAUGGUAGAAAUACAAUUUUUAAUGAAAUAAUUUUUAGUGACAAAAUUUUGA
Messenger RNA from Paramecium primaurelia, 814 nucleotides. NCBI's taxonomy places the organism in Eukaryota, Ciliophora, Oligohymenophorea, Peniculida, Parameciidae. The record is from the annotation of a GenBank genome assembly.